GCUUACGCCGUCGAUGACCGAGACAAAGUGGACUCUCUCGCAGCAACUCAAGUGGAAGUUGGCCAAGUGGCUCCGAGACUUGACCAAAAACGGCGUUGAGCUCGACCCGAUGCCGUCCAUGGCGCCGACGCUGUGCUUUGGCAUCUUGGGCGAUGUUAUGGCGACCCAGACGCAGAUGGAGACGUUUGCGACCGCCAUCGCGACCGAGUCGCACGAUGCGAUUCGCGUGCAGGUGGUCGGCGGUUCGAUGCCGAUUCCUCAACCCGCACGUCGCGCGACCCCUGUUUCGAGCGAGGCGGCACCGGACCUCGGUCACGGGACGCUGCCCAAGUUUCCGCGGACGCGCCACUUGCUGCCGAGUGGCGGUGUCACGCGCGACGACUUGGUGCUGGACCCGCUGGACGCUGGACGGUUUGUCCAGACGCGCGUGACGAUCCAAGAAAAGGUCGAUGGCGCCAACCUCGGUCUCUUCCUCAACGACGACUUUGCGAUCGUGGCGCAGAACCGGUCGCACUUUUGCAACUCGAGCACGGCGCCGCAGUUCAAAGGCCUCGACAUUUGGAUCCAAGUGCACCAGUUUGAGCUCAUCGAAUUGCUCUCGCCGCCCGGACGCUACGUGCUCUACGGCGAGUGGCUCUUUGCGCAGCACUCGAUCGGCUACAGUCGACUGCCGAGCUACUUUCUCGCGUUUGACAUCUUGGACCGGGCGGACAAUACGUUUUGGAGCGUCGAACGAGUCACAGAACGACUGGAAGAGACGUCGAUCCACAUGGUACCGACGCUGUCGACGACGACUGUGGCCGACUUGGACGGCUACCAGCGCCUGCUCGAGACGCCCUCGGCCUUCUACGACGGCCCCGUCGAAGGGAUUGUGAUCCGACGCGAAGAAGACGGCGUCUUGGUGGACCGCGCCAAGCUCGUGCGCGACGACUUUAUCCAAGAGAUUGGCGACCACUGGGCCAAGAAGGGUGUGGUGAAGAACCAACUGCACUUUUAAUCGAACGAGUAUCUAGUAGACGCUUUGGCUAAUCCACGUACAAUUACUCGAGCA
Molecule: messenger RNA, 1051 nt
Organism: Saprolegnia diclina VS20
Lineage: Eukaryota; Oomycota; Saprolegniomycetes; Saprolegniales; Saprolegniaceae
Exons: 1
Coding region: 14-997 (327 amino acids)
Source: RefSeq, a predicted model, not a curated record